Parascedosporium putredinis is the source of this 882-nucleotide messenger RNA. Lineage: Eukaryota; Fungi; Ascomycota; Sordariomycetes; Microascales; Microascaceae. The record is from the annotation of a GenBank genome assembly.
AUGGCUUUCACGGCGACUCUCCAAUCCAUCCGGUCACUCUUACGCUCCCCAGCCUCCCGACGCUCCAAGUCCCUCUCCGUGAACCAAGUCUCCGUUUCCGCCGACGACACCGUCACCGCUUCCAUGCCUCAGCACCCCGCUACCGAGGUCGUCGAGGAUGUCUCCGUGGCCAGGGGCGUCAUGGUGAACGGCGUCGACGAGGGAGAGGCCCUCCACGACCUGCCCAGAGUCUGCGCCGCGCUCGACGAAAAGGUGACGAGGUUGCUGGAAGAGGAACGCGCCGACGAGACCUUCAAGGGCAUGCAGGAAAGGGUCCGUCAAUCCAUGGAUAUCAUUGCAGAGUCCCUACGCCGAUACAACCCCGAAGAGCUCGCCAUGUCGUAUAACGGCGGCAAAGACUGCCUCGUCCUGCUCAUCCUCCUCCUCGCCGGAAUCCAUCGCCACUCCCAAUCGACCAACAGCUCCGCCCCGCCUCCCAAGACCCUCCAGUCCACCUACUCCCUCAACCUCACCCGCUCCACCCUCCCCAUGCGCCAGGCCCUUUCCGCCUACCUCGCCGCCAACCCUGCCCUCCGUGCCGUCUUCGUCGGCACCCGCCGGACCGAUCCCCACGGCGCCACCCUCACCUCCUUUGACGAGACGGACGGCGACUGGCCGCGCUUCAUGCGCAUCCACCCCGUCCUCGACUGGCACUACACCGAAAUCUGGGCCCUCCUGCGCGCUCUCGAUGUUGAGUACUGCAAGCUUUACGACAUGGGCUACACGAGUUUGGGCGGCACCACAGACACCUUGCCCAAUCCCGCGCUCAAGAGCUCCGGCGGUAGCUUCCGCCCCGCCUAUGAACUCGUAGACGACGACGAAGAGAGGCUAGGAAGGGACUAA